AUGACGACACAACUAGCUCGGUCACUGGCCUUUCUGAUCGCACCAAGUUUGACCCUUCUAUUCAAGAGUUCAUCUGGAACCUCACGACAACGAAGCCCAGCUCUGGGCCUCGAUUUCGGCCUUAAGCUGAUUCCAGCUCCGCUCAAGGCUAAAAUCUGUACCGAAGCCCCUGACGAAGCUAUAGCUAUCCCAGACGCCGCUGCCCGUGCAAUGCAUACACCCCAGGAAUUUAGGAAUGCCGUACUUUAUAACAAUGCACCUGUCGGAGUGUGGGUAUUCUGGCUCAGACACAUCCACAGAGGAGCUAGCUCGGCCGCCUACGACUAG
Aspergillus calidoustus is the source of this 327-nucleotide messenger RNA. The record is from the annotation of a GenBank genome assembly. NCBI's taxonomy places the organism in Eukaryota, Fungi, Ascomycota, Eurotiomycetes, Eurotiales, Aspergillaceae.